Molecule: messenger RNA, 2802 nt
Organism: Pundamilia nyererei
Lineage: Eukaryota; Metazoa; Chordata; Actinopteri; Cichliformes; Cichlidae
Gene: dgcr2
Product: DiGeorge syndrome critical region gene 2
Exons: 11
Coding region: 348-1961 (537 amino acids)
Cellular component (GO): membrane
Molecular function (GO): protein binding
Source: RefSeq, a predicted model, not a curated record
AUGGCCUGUGUGUGCGCGCUGCAUGUUUGGGAUUGUUGUGAUGGGAGGCCGCGGCCAUCUUGGAUGAGAGUCGCUCGGCACCGAGCAGCGGGACGGGACGUUAACGGCAGAGCGGCUCAGCUAGCUAACGUUAGCCCCUCGGAAGCACGACCCUGGUCGCUGAGCGGUACGACUAUGCUUGUGCACACGCUGUUUUCUUCCCUCAGCUGCCGCUCCGACUGCGUGAAAAUGGGCACAAAUUGCGUUCGGCUUUUCGCGGUGUAGUUUCGGAAAGGGCGGCGGCGGUGCAGAUCCUCGGAAUAUAUCUUACAUUUCUGGAUAGAGGAGUUACUAUGAAUGGAGGAUAAAUGUUGCCGAAAGCUGACAGCAGCAGUUUCGUCCUCUUCUCUCUUCUCUUCGUCCUCACCUUAACGGACCCACCACGGGCAGGUCCACGGGUAGCUCUGGCAAGAUUAUUGUCAGAGCAGCGCUGCAGCCCCGGGCAGUUUGCCUGCCGCAGUGGGAAGAUGCAGUGUAUCCCGAUGUCCUGGCAGUGUGACGGCUGGACAGCGUGUGAGGACAAGAGUGACGAGAUGGACUGUCCCCAGGAGAGGUUUCGUUAUGGCAGCGGGUACGACCAGGUGGAAGACGUCAUCGGUGUGGCUCAGCCGGUGCGCUUCAACAAGAAAUGUCCCAGCGGGUGGCAUCACUACGAGAAAACAGCGAGCUGCUACAAAGUGUACCUGAAGAACGAGAACUACUGGCAGGCCGUGGAUACGUGUCAGAAAGUCAACGGCUCGUUGGCCACGUUUGUGACCAACGAGGAGCUGCAGUUCAUACUGAAGAUCGAGGUGGACUUUGACGAUAAAGUGUGCAGAGAUCAGUGCAAAUUUUGGGUGGGUUACCAGUAUGUGAUCACCAAUCAGAGCCACUCCUUGGAUGGCCGCUGGGAAGUAGCAUACAAAGGCUCUAUGCAGGUGUUUUUGCCUCCUGAGGGUCUGAAAGACUUGGGGGAGGCCUCCGCCACCCAAGACAAUGUCUUCUGUGCGCAGCUGCAGCGCUUUCAGUACAAAAGCAUGAACGAGCGAGGCCUGCACAGCUGGCACGCUGAGAACUGCUACAAGAAGUUUCCGUUUCUGUGCAAGAGGAGUACGGGGCAAACGUGCGUGGAUAUAAAAGACAAUGUCGUAAACGAGGGCUACUACUUCACCCCCAAAGGAGACGACCCGUGUCUCAGCUGCACGUGUCAUGACGGCGAGCCUGAGAUGUGCGUCGCCGCGCUGUGUGAGCGGCCACAAGGCUGCCAGCACUUCCGCAAGGAUCCCAAAGAGUGCUGCAAGUUCACCUGCCUCGAUCCAGAUGGGAAUAGUCUGUUUGACUCGAUGGCCAGCGGGAUGAGGCUGAUCGUCAGCUGCAUCUCGUCCUUCCUUAUCCUCUCUCUGCUGCUCUUCAUGGUACACAGACUCCGUCAGAGAAGACGUGAACGCAUCGAAACGCUGAUUGGAGGAAACUUGCACCACUUUAACCUUGGAAGACGAGUCCCAGGCUUUGACUACGGCCCGGACGCCUUCGGCACUGGUCUCACUCCCCUGCAUCUGUCCGAUGAUGGGGAGGGAGGCGCUUUUCAUUUCCAAGAGCCUCCUCCGCCUUAUGCAGCCUACAAAUACCCCGACAUCCAGCAUCCCGACGACCCCCCUCCUCCAUACGAAGCCUCCAUAAACCCAGACAGCCUCCUCUACGUGGACCUCGGGCAUGGUGGGGUUUCCAUCGUGCCGAGCCAGAUGAACGCCAUGGGUGACGGGCUCCAGGCCAAUAUUCCCAACGCGACAGGCCCGGUGCCAGACUCCGCGCCGUCCUGUCAGGAGAGGGAGGACUCCAUAGACAGCAGCACCCUCCUGGUGGGGCCCGACACACCGACAGAUGGCCACGCCCCCGUCUCCAUGCCUGCAGACUGCGCCUCCUCCCUCAGCACCGUGGUAUAAGACUGUGGGCAGACACCUGCACGUUACCCACAGUUGGAGCAGGGUCGUAGAUGUUUUCCGUACCAGGAGCACAAAAUGCUGACUGCAGAGAGGACAGUUACAGUUUGUACAGACUCAUCAGAGUGUUUUUGUUUUGUUUUGUUUGUUUUUUUUAAAGACGAUGACAUCUGAAGGAGCAAAGAGACAAAAACUCUACAUCCAGGCUGAGAAGGCCACACUUCUGCUUUUAGCCCAGACUGAGAAAAGCUUUUCAAACAUCUCAAAACGGGCCUGUUGGUCAUAAAAAAAAAAGGCCCUAGUGCAAAUACACCCUUUGGUCAGAUUUGUAACAGCACGAGGAAAAAUAACCGCAUACGGACAGAAGAGCCAACUUUUGUUUGUGUUUGCGGCAUACUUUCAAACACAUACGUAUCAAUCAGUGUUCAGGCUACGAUAACUUUCUCAUCCACCCCACAGUCUGUUGCAGCGCGUACAGAAACUGUCCCCUGGUGUUUAUUAGUCUGACACACGAAGCCGUCUUCCAGGUUUUUAGAGCAAGUUUGCAGAAAAACAUGUUUUGUAGUUGAGAGGUUCAACCUCGCGAGAUACGGCUAAAUUUCCUGCUGUGGGGUUUUUAUCGGGCGAAGCUGACAUGUGGCGUCGUAGUGUCAAAGGAUGUUGUGCUCUUUUUUUUCUUUUUCUUUUUUUUUGAUAAUAAUUUAUGGCUGCAGGUCGUUACCUUGAUUGUUUAAUUGUGGGAUAGAUAUAGGCUGAUUUUCUUUCCCUGUCCAUCAACAAAGCGACAAAAGGCUUUAUGAGCGUAUAUGUGAAGAUCAAGUUUGAAAAACCCAAAAAAAAAAAA